GGUAUACUAAACAAGUCUUGCACGUCUGGUAUAGUGUAUAGAAGCGAGAUAAGGAAGAACAGACAAACAAACCUGACGCAGCAAGAGAGGCAGGAGUUUCAGUCUUGUGGCCACGUGCUUCGUGAGCACACGCCUCGCACCAGCCGGUCGCCAAUUUACCGCGCAAUUUCGCAUCCACGCGACCUCUCAUUUUCAUAAUCAUCAAUAUAUUCCCCCCUUCCAGGCCCCUCCACCCACCCGUCAAAGUGAUCCAACGGAUAGUUUGAGUGACAGUGACAAUUUCGUCAUCUUGUCAUAGCAGAUCAAUAGCGAUUCAAUUUAUUCGUCAAUUUAUUCAUCAAUUUGUUCAUUCGGUCGAUGGCUAGGCGGGGGGCAUCACCCUCCGGGGGAACGACCAGUGCUCGAAGUCGAGGAGUCGAUCGCUCGAACGAGUGAUAUCUUCGGAUCAAGUAAAUCGCCUUGGAUAAUUCAGAACCGAAUUGUAAAAUGUAGAUAAGCACCAGGUGACAGGACAAUGAUAAUCGCAGUUGCUUGUGGCAUUGGAGAUGGUGGACGGUAGUCCAAGUGACCGAUAACACGGAUGUCCGGAUGGACGUGGGAGAAUCGUCGAAUGCCGCGGGAUUGGCGAGGACAGGACCAGCGGUUUUCGGGCCGGCCUCAGGUAUCCGGGAAUAUGCAGUCGAGACCGUGACAACACCAGAAGGAAACACCACCACAAGCUUGCACGGUAGCACCGGCUGGUGGUCACCAGCUCCAACGAUUGUCACGAGCCACGCAAACACCGACGUGAUGAAUCAGUUAUGCAGAGUGUGCGGUGAGCCAGCAGCAGGUUUCCACUUCGGUGCAUUCACGUGCGAGGGUUGUAAGUCGUUCUUCGGACGGACGUACAACAAUCUCGGCAGCAUAUCAGGCUGCAAGAAUGGUGGUGUGUGCGUCAUCAACAAGAAAAAUCGAACGGCGUGCAAAGCGUGCAGAUUGCGGAAGUGCCUGAUGGUGGGAAUGUCAAAGUCCGGUUCAAGAUACGGCAGAAGAUCCAAUUGGUUCAAGAUUCACUGUCUGCUGCAGGAGCAGUCCCAUCAGGCUCAGCAAGCCCUUCUCAAGAACUCGAGUGAGUCUAAUUCGGACAAAGUCCUGGACGCAGCUAACAACAACAACAGCAAUUCAGCAGCUGCAUCCGGUAUUACUUCAGGAAUCAAUCAGAGCAGAUUGUCCAAGGAGGAGUUGGCAGAUCAUUCACCAAUGCCUCCGAUAAUGCGAUCAGAGCUUCUGCCUCACGGUCUUCUGGUGCCUGAUGCUAGUAGAUUUCCCAUGUGGCGACUUCCGCCGUUCUUUCAUCCAACUCUCAAUCACAUGCAGUUCCUCAGCACCCCUUGCUUUCCAUUUCCACAGAGAUUGGUCGUUCCUUAUGUCAAUCAAGUGGAACCCCAGAUAUCCGUCACCAGUUUGUCCAUUUCAUCGAGUGAGAGCACUUCGCUGCGGUCGACACCGUCACCUAAAGCGGAUCCGGACAAAUCGUGUGAUGAUAAUAUUGCGGACAAAUGCACAGCUUUCUUCCAGAGUUUUGGCCCGGAGCAGGAGGAGCCGAUGGAUCUCAGCAAGAAGACAAGCGAUGCUGAGGACGUCGGGGAUGAUUCCUGUCCGAGUGGUGAGAUUGGUGAUGACGAUCCAACGGAUAGUGAAAGCAAUGAUAGAGUGGUUGAUACCCCUUCCCUGUUGGAUCUCAGUUGGAAGACAUGACAGUGGACAGUCGUUUUUUUAGAAAAACAAGGCUGAUGUACUUGGAGAUCUCCAGGAUAUAGUGAAGUGUGAGAAAAAUCAUCGAGUUAAGCCCAGUUUUUCAAACAAGGACAAUCCCAGAGAAUUAGUUUCGCUAGAUUGUGGUGCCCUUCAGAGGAUUUAGGGCGUUCUUUUUCAAAUCGUUGGAAAGGAUGAGUUGAAUAUGUAUAAUAUGUAAUCACUAAUCCCGCGCUUGCACCAAAUCCAUCACCCCGAUUAAUUCCCAGGUGAAGCUGCAAGCACAAGGUCAGUAAAACGAGAAUUAUCCUCGGUAAAAGAUAUGUAUGUAAAUAUUUAUAGUAUUUCCACAGAAAUAAA
Messenger RNA from Fopius arisanus, 2094 nucleotides. RefSeq lists its product as uncharacterized. The record is from RefSeq and is a predicted model, not a curated record. Gene Ontology annotation, molecular function: nuclear receptor activity; estrogen response element binding; zinc ion binding. Gene Ontology annotation, cellular component: chromatin; nucleus. The transcript has 4 exons. Gene Ontology annotation, biological process: regulation of transcription by RNA polymerase II. Lineage: Eukaryota; Metazoa; Arthropoda; Insecta; Hymenoptera; Braconidae. The coding region runs from base 589 to 1737 and encodes 382 amino acids.